AUGCUUCUCAAGCCAGUGCUCGCCCUUGCUUCCCUGGUUACCCUAGUCGUGGCAGCUCCUGCCACCGAGCCAGACACCGGUCUCAGCCAACGUGAGGCACUGGAGCCGUUUACCCUGGCCGAGUCCAGUGACACUCUAAAAGCUCGCGAUCUCACAAAACGAGACGCCAUCAACAUCAGCAUGUUUGGUGGCAAUGGCUGCACCGGCCAAGUUCAUGGAAUCUCUCAGAUCGGGGGCGCACCGACAUGCUACCCAGUUCCGGCUAGCAAGCGAUCCAUCCACACUUGGGGAGACUAUGCUAGGGAUGGUCACAAAGACGAGGAAGGUUCCUCUCGCUGCGUUGGGGAAGGCAAUCACAGCUCGACAAGUGUUGCGUGGAGUGAUGGAGGCGUUUCGUAG
This is a messenger RNA of Chaetomium globosum CBS 148.51, 399 nucleotides long. RefSeq lists its product as uncharacterized. NCBI's taxonomy places the organism in Eukaryota, Fungi, Ascomycota, Sordariomycetes, Sordariales, Chaetomiaceae. The record is from RefSeq and is a predicted model, not a curated record. The coding region runs from base 1 to 399 and encodes 132 amino acids. The transcript has 2 exons.